Canis lupus familiaris (dog) is the source of this 921-nucleotide messenger RNA. It is a transcript of the gene TAS2R40, whose product is annotated as taste 2 receptor member 40. The record is from RefSeq and is marked provisional. Gene Ontology annotation, cellular component: membrane. Gene Ontology annotation, molecular function: bitter taste receptor activity; G protein-coupled receptor activity. Lineage: Eukaryota; Metazoa; Chordata; Mammalia; Carnivora; Canidae. Gene Ontology annotation, biological process: detection of chemical stimulus involved in sensory perception of bitter taste; sensory perception of taste; G protein-coupled receptor signaling pathway.
AUGUCCAGGUUUAAAAUCGUCCUCACCUUGGUGGUCCCCGGAAUAGAGUGCCUCACUGGCAUCGUUGGGAAUGGCUUCAUCACAAUCAUCCAUGGGGCCAAGUGGGCCAGAGGCAAAAGGCUCCCGGUCACUGACUGCAUUCUGCUGAUGCUCAGCUUCUCCAGGCUCUUACUGCAGAUCUGGAUGAUGCUGGAGAAUAUUUACAGUCUACUGUUCCGGGUCACUUACAACCAAAGCACAGUGUUUAUAGUCUUCAAAGUCACUGUCAUUUUCCUGAACUAUUUCAACCUCUGGCUUGCUGCCUGGCUCAACAUCUUCUAUUGUCUGAGAAUCACAAACUUGGCUCACCAUGUGUUCUUCAUGAUGAAGAGGAAAAUCACGGAGCUGAUGCCUCGGCUUCUGGGACUGUCACUGUUCAUCUCCUUAUGCUUCAGCUUUCCUUUCUCUACAGAUAUCUUCCAUGUGUACGUAAACAGUUCCAUCCCUAUCCGUUCCUCCAAUACCACCGAGAAGAAGUACUUCUCUGAGACCAAUGUGGUCAACCUGGUUCUUCUCUAUAACCUGGGGAUCUUCAUUCCUCUGAUCAUGUUCAUCCUUUCGGCCACCCUGCUGAUCAUCUCUCUCAAGAGACACACACUACACAUGGAAAGCAAUGCCACUGGCUGCAGGGACCCCAGCAUGGAGGCUCACUUUGGGGCCAUCAGAGCGACCAGCUACUUUCUCAUUCUCUACAUUUUCAAUGCAGUUGCUCUAUUUCUUUCCAUGUCCAACAUCUUCGACAUCAACAGCUCCUGGAAUAUUUUGUGCAAAAUUGUCAUGGCCGCCUACCCAGCUAGCCACUCAGUGCUACUGAUCUUGGGUAACCCUGGGCUGAGAAGAGCCUGGAAGAGGUUUCAGCACCAUGUUCCUCUUCACCUGUAA